This is a messenger RNA of Raphanus sativus (radish), 537 nucleotides long. RefSeq lists its product as uncharacterized. NCBI's taxonomy places the organism in Eukaryota, Viridiplantae, Streptophyta, Magnoliopsida, Brassicales, Brassicaceae. The coding region runs from base 1 to 537 and encodes 178 amino acids. The transcript has 3 exons. The record is from RefSeq and is a predicted model, not a curated record.
AUGGACUACUUAUUCUGGAGGGUUCUUCCGAAAUUAGAGGAUGAUCAGUUUGCGUGGAUAUUAUGGUAUAUCUGGAAAGGACGGAACAACAAAGUUUUUAGCAAUUUGGAUAUUGAUCCUAUGGAUACACUAAAGUUAGCGGAAACAGAAUCGAAGCUUUGGAAGGAGGCUCAGAUAAUCCCUACACCGAAGGACAAAGAAAGAUUCUCAGGGCAAGGGUGGUAUAGCACCCUUGAGGGGUUUGAUGGACUUAUGCGCGCACAGAAUGUAAGGGCUACUCUAUCUCCUUUACACUCAGAUAUUGAGGCUUUACUUUGGGCUAUGGAGUGUAUGAAGAAUCUUAGACAAUACAGGGUUACAUUUGCGACGGAUUAUAUCGAGACUUUGAAAGGGAGUUUUCACAGCUCGGAGAUUAUUUACAUCCCCCGCACGAAGAAUCAGAAGGCCGACAGUCUUGCAAAAUCUGCUAGGCAGCAACCGACCUUUGUCGUGCAUAUGGACGCAGAGUUACCAGCUUGGUUUACAGAGUCCUCUUGA